Molecule: messenger RNA, 1327 nt
Organism: Rhea pennata
Lineage: Eukaryota; Metazoa; Chordata; Aves; Rheiformes; Rheidae
Gene: C1H11orf97
Product: chromosome 1 C11orf97 homolog
Exons: 3
Coding region: 1-342 (113 amino acids)
Cellular component (GO): ciliary base
Source: RefSeq, a predicted model, not a curated record
AUGCGGGCGGCGAGCGGGGAGCAGCCGGCCGUGGCGGCCGAGGAGGCGGGCGGCGGCAGCGGCCACGGCGAGACGACGGCGGGAGGCGGGCAGCCCUGGAAGAAAUUUGUAUAUGUUGAGCCAUCUAGGAGAGUUAAAGAAAUACUUGAAGAAGAGCUUUAUUUUCGGAAAGAAGAAUGUCACAUUAAACAUCCAGCUGCAGUGGCUCUGGAAGGAAUUUGGAGUGUGAAAAAGAAUUUCUCCAUGGGAGGCCUGAAACCAGCAUCUCAGAACAGAAACAGUUUACUUUUACAACCUAAAUUCUACUCGAGGCAUGAAGGAAUGAAAAGUAAGAGUCAAUAAUCAAAAAUUUUCACUGUAACACCUCUUUUUAAAAUAGCAGAGUGAUACUAUUUUAUAAUUCAUAGACAUCUUUUUACUGGACUGUAAGUCUAUUUUCUCCAAGGCCAUUACUCAUCUCUUCCUUUAGCAAGUAGCUGACAGACUUCGGAUCUUUGCCUUAGAAACCUGUUUAGAACUGCUAUGUUCAGUCACCUUUAUCUCAUAUUCUGAAACUUUUCUAAAGCAUUAAGAAUAAUCACUUGUUUCCUACUGAUGAACAAUGACUUUCAUGUACAGAUAAUGAAGCUUGCAUUUCUUAACAUCCUGCUUUAAUCAGUUCAAAUGUUUGCGUACCUACUGCUGUAGCAAGCCGUCCUCCAAUACCUAUCCUGAAGAAAAGAGAUGGAUCUGGGUAUGAUUUUGGCAUCUUAGUGUUUGCCUGUUAUGGUUAGUGGUGCUCUGAAGCAUAUAGCUUUUAAAUUCACUGGGGCGUUGCCUUUGCAGAGUACCCGUUCCUUCCAGGCUAGUAGAUACUAGCGUAGUCUUUCUCAAUGUACCCAGCUUCUCUCUUUCUUGGAAAUGUAUUAACUCUGUAGAGGGGAGAGAGAAAGAGAUAGAGAGAGAGAGAGAGAGAGAGCGAACGAGCGAGCGUGCAGGACAACCCAAAGGAAAUGUGGAGUUCAUAAGCUGUAUAAGAAGAAAAUUGUUCAUUUUGUGAACUUGCAGAAUAUAUGAGGCUGCUCUUCACGUUCUUGGGGACUAGUGGCGUUAAAAUACGGCUGCAUGACUUUAUUUUCAGCACUUCUUUUCUCCUAUCUUUAUCUUGUGAACUCUGGAGAUAGUAGCAUCUUAAGGACUAGCCCCUUUUGGCCAUAAAUGAUUGACUAAUACACAAAUAAGACAUCCUGAAUAUAUCUAAUUUCUAUUUUCUUUCUUCCCUUCAAAGUUAGCAUUCUGUACUCUAUAAUAUGUUCUACAAUAAGUUUAGAUAUGCUGUGCUACUUUA